GGUUGCUCCAAGAUAUUUCCUCUGUCUCCUCGUUGGCAGGUAAACAAAAGGAGAAUUCGAAAGGAGGGGGACUCUAUCGAGUCGUUCGGUGGUGGAUCGAGUCUCUGGUACACGUGUGCCAGCAGGGGGGUUGGUUUGCCGAUCGAUCGCCGGGGGUACAAGUGGUUCCUUGGCUGAAAGCUGCGGAACGUGUUGUUCGCGCGUGAACGAACGAAUUGACGCUGGCUGAUCCUUGGUUGAUCGCUGGAUGACGAGAUUCCCUCUGGCUCGUUCGGGGAGACCGCCCCGGACAUCUGAGGAUCAACCUUCGAGAGGUGAAACCAGGAGGUUGGAGCCGGACGUUUCUUCUCCGAGAGACGGUGGCUCAGGGGGAGAAGUUUGAAGAUGCUCGAGGAAACGAUGGGCGAAACUAGGAUCACUCUCGGCGAAGUGGCAUUGACGUACGAAGGCGAUCGGAUAAUUUCAGCAUCGCCGUUAUCCAAGAGUCGUCGCGUAUCUAAGAAUCGUCUCAGGACUGCCUUGAACAAAAUGUAAAUAGAAGACGUUUCCGGAAACGGAAAUCUGAAACAAUCUACAAAACAGAGGGCCUAAGUCGAAGUCCUAAUCGACCUAAGAUUUUUCUACUACGGUGUGCCUGAAGGGACAAGCGGCAACCUCUCAUAAUACUUCUUCCGGGCAAGCUGACAAACGCGUAGAGAGGCUCGUAGAAACUGUCCCCAAAUGUCGACAAAUCGACUUUAAAGACACGCUAGUCCGACUAGUGACGACACUCGCGAAAGUGACGAAGAAACGAAGCAUAAAAUGCUUGGAUCUUCGAGCGAACAGCAGCAGGUAGCAUCACGCGGCUAGAGUAGAGUUAGCGUCUAAAGACGGCUAAAAUGAGCCAGCCUCUCGUUCAGAUGCUGGUCCUGCUGGUAUCGCUGCACCAGCUGUCGGUGGUGAGCCAGUCGAAGGCGCACAGCGAGCGGGAAGCGGUGCUGAUCCCCGGCGAUAUUGUUCUCGGUGGUCUGUUUCCAGUACACGAGAAGGGCGGCGCCUCUUGCGGGCCGAACGUCUACAAUCGAGGCGUCCAGCGUCUCGAGGCGAUGUUGUUCGCCGUGGACCAGAUCAACAGGGACAAGAAGAUACUACCGGGCAUCACGCUCGGCGUGCACAUCCUUGACACCUGUGGCAGGGACACGUACGCGCUCAACCAGAGCCUCCACUUCGUCCGGGCGUCCCUGUCCAAUUUGGACAUCACGGUGCUCGAGUGCGCGGACAAGUCGGUGCCGAGGGUGAAGAAGACGGUCAGCGCCGGGCCGAUCUUCGGCGUGAUCGGCGGUUCCUACAGCUCGGUGUCGUUGCAGGUGGCGAAUUUACUCAGGCUGUUUCACAUACCGCAGAUCUCGCCCGCCUCCACCGCCAAAGCGCUCAGCGACAAGACUAGAUUCGACUAUUUCGCGAGGACGGUGCCCCCGGACACGUUCCAGUCGAUCGCGCUGGUCGACGUGGUGAAGAGCGCGAAUUGGUCGUACGUCUCGACGGUCUACUCCGAGGGCAGCUACGGGGAAUACGGUAUCGAGGUGUUCACCAGGGAAGCCACCGAGCGGAACGUGUGCAUCGCGGCGGCGGUGAAAGUGCCCAGCGCCGCGGACGACCGAGUGUUCGACGACAUCAUCCAAAGGCUGAGUAAGAAGCCGAACGCGAGGGCCGUGAUCCUGUUCACCCGCGCGGAGGACGCCCGAGGGAUCCUGGAGGCUGCCAGAAGGUGCAACAUGAGCCAGCCGUUUCAGUGGCUGGCGAGUGACGGCUGGGGCCGUCAGAUCAAGCUCGUCGAGGGCCUCGAGGACGAGGCGGAAGGCGCGAUCACGGUGGAGCUCCAGUCGGAGAACAUACCGGGCUUCGACGAGUACAUGGCCUCGUUGACGCCGGAGUCCAAUCGUCGUAACCCUUGGUUCAGCGAGUACUGGGAGGAAGCGUUCGGCUGCGUCCUCAGGAAAAACGUCGUCGGUAAAAACAGCACCGUGUGCCCGGCGAAGCUCAGACUGACACCGGAGACUGGAUACGAGCAGGAGUCGAAGGUCCAAUUCGUGGUGGACGCGGUGUACGCGUUCGCUCUGGCGCUGCACAAUCUUCAGAGGGACGUGUGCACGAAAACCGAAGGCCUCUGCCCAACGAUGGCCAACUACGACCGUGGCAUGUUCUACAGGAACUACCUGCUGAACGUGUCCUUCACAGACACCGCUGGCAGCGAGGUGAAGUUCGACGAGCACGGGGACGGGUUGGCGCGCUACGAGAUCCUCAACUUCCGAAAAUCGGACAACAACGGGACUAAUGGAUAUCACUAUCGGGUGGUAGGAAAAUGGUUCAACUCGUUGGACAUUCAGACGGAGGAGCUGAUCUGGGCACGAGGCACCAAGGACAUACCGAUCUCCGCGUGCUCGCUACCCUGCCAGCCAGGUAUGAUAAAGAAGCAACAGGGUGACACUUGUUGCUGGGUGUGCGACCAGUGCGAGGAGUACGAGUACGUCUACGACGAGUACACCUGCGUGGACUGCGGCCCGGGGAAAUGGCCGCACGGCGACAAGAGGGGCUGCUACGAGCUGCCGAUCAAUCACAUCAGGUGGGACAGCGCGUUCGCGAUCGCCCCGGCGGUGAUCUCGUGCCUUGGAAUCGUGGCCACACUGGCGGUCGCGUGUCUCCUAUUCCACCAUAGGGACACGCCGGUGGUCAGGGCCUCGGGACGCGAGCUGACGAUCAUUCUGCUGGCCGGAGUGCUCGUCUGUUACUUGAACACGUUCCUGCUGCUGGCAACGCCCACCACCGUCACCUGCAUACUGCAGAGAUUCGGCGUUGGGGUGAGUUUCAGCGCGGUUUACGGGGCACUGUUGACCAAGACGAACCGGAUCGCCAGGAUCUUCGACUCUGCCUCGAGGACCGCUGUUAGGCCAAGGUAUAUCAGUCCUGCGUCUCAAGUCUGCAUCGCGGCCGCCCUGAUCGCGUUGCAGGUAGUUUUGACCCUAGUGUGGAUGAUCAUCGAACCACCGGGGACGAGGUUCUCCUAUCCAGACCGGAAGCAGGUGAUCCUCAAGUGCAACAUACAGGACAUGAGUUUCCUCUUCUCUCAGCUGUACAACGCGUUGCUGAUCCUGAUCUCGACGGUGUACGCGGUGAAGACGCGGAAAAUACCGGAGAACUUCAACGAGAGCAAGUUCAUCGGCUUCACCAUGUACACCACCUGCAUCAUCUGGCUGGCGUUCGUGCCGAUUUACUUCGGGACCGGAAACGCGCAUGAGACCCAGAUCACCACGCUCUGCGUGGCAAUCAGCCUGAGCGCCACGGUGACGCUCGUUUGCCUGUACUCGCCUAAGGUGUACAUCAUCGUCUUUCAACCGGACAAGAACAUCCGCAGGAAGGUCACGAUGGGUGACAAGUCGAAGAAGCAAGGGAGCAGCGCGGGCACUUCCUCCAUUACCAAAUACACGGGAUGCGAGCUGACCAGCGAGAGCAUGCCUCUUCAGAGCGCGCUGACGGCCGCGGUGCAGACGUCCGUCGGCGUGACGGAGAUCUCCCUGACGUCGAACACAUCGGGCAAAACUAAUAACGAGCAAGUAGCGCAGCUGUAGAGGAGACGUACCGUAUCGCGGGCUCUGUAAUUCAGAUUUGAGGGAACGCGGCGCCCUGGCGGCCGGCCAACCGAUAGAGAGCCCCCCCUCCCCCCUCCCCCCUCCCCCAUCACCCACCCACCGCCGCCCACCGAGCCAGCUGAGGAAGGACCGCGACGCGAGUGAACAGCGCGAAUCCACGCUAAUAAAAAGGGGAUAUUAUUACCGAGUCUGCAAGUGCGGCGGAAAAACGGUUCUGCACCUCUGUCAGAGGAGAGCAGCCGUGGAAAAAAAAGGGGGCGAAAAGCGAAGAAUGUGUGUACAUGUGCAUACGUGUGUGUGUGUGUGUGUGUAUGUCUGUGUAUGUCUGUGUGACAAGAGGAAAAUCACUAGAGCCAGCUUAACGAAGGCACUUCCGGUUCUUUCUUCUGUGCACGCUCUGCCGGUUCCUACGAAUACGCCUUCUUCGAUCUUCUUCGAUCCUCUUCGGCGUUCGUGAGCAAGCCAUCACUUCCUUCAACUCGUCGCACGCGACUAAAAGUCAAACGACGUCCAAGGCGAUCCCCCCUGAAGGAGCGAGGAUCACGACGACGAGAGAGGAAAGGACGAGAGGAAGGGCUGGUGAUGUACAUACGUACACCGUACGCACGCUCGAGCCUGGGCUGGCACGAGCUUGAAUAACGAACCGUGUCCAGGGGAAGAGAUCGAACGGACCGGAAGUCGGCAUCGAUCCAGUCAGAGAGAGGAAUUGAGGCACGGGGGAAAAAAAAAGCAUUCGGCCGAGCCGGGGGGGGGGGGGGGUUUUUUCCCCAACCAUCAUCUCAUCCACCGGACGAGUGAAUUUUCCAACGUUUGUAUUGUUUAUUGAUUUAACAAGCUGGCUAAUUGGCGUGCUCGGCCACGCGUGAACGAUUAAUAAUGGACACGGCUGAAUGGAGGGAAGGGGGGAGGGGAUAUUUAGGUGAGUGUUCAGCCGAGGUCGUGCUGGUGAUUCGUCGAAGUGCGUGAACGUAACUCACGAACGUAAAAAAAAAAGGGUGGCUCUUGCCAGGAGCCAUACUCCGCCGGAAGUGGUACUGCGCUCACACGCAUUAUGUAAUUAGCUUGUUCUCGAGUGAUCGACGUUCAUUGUUCACUCCUCCCACGUAGAUCGUUGACGAAAUAAAGGAGAAAAUAUUUACAUUCCGCGAAAUGUGUAUAUAUUAUACACACAUUGCCAUCGCCAUUCGAUCACCACAUACUGCCAUCUAGAUUUACGUCAAUUCUUAUUACACGUAGCGAAAAAUGUUUCAAAUUAAGUUGAAUGGUCUCGAGAGGUGCGCAUUUUGAUGAUACUAGUUUUCUUGCAGGUGGACGUGUAGAGGACAUAUGAAGGUCAUUAACGUUUUUUUUUUUUCCUAAAU
Messenger RNA from Frieseomelitta varia, 4987 nucleotides. RefSeq names its product metabotropic glutamate receptor (gene mGluR). Gene Ontology annotation, cellular component: membrane. Bases 879 to 3605 code for a protein of 908 amino acids. Gene Ontology annotation, molecular function: group II metabotropic glutamate receptor activity. Gene Ontology annotation, biological process: regulation of synaptic transmission, glutamatergic; G protein-coupled glutamate receptor signaling pathway. The transcript is spliced from 8 exons. Lineage: Eukaryota; Metazoa; Arthropoda; Insecta; Hymenoptera; Apidae. The record is from RefSeq and is a predicted model, not a curated record.